Molecule: messenger RNA, 1212 nt
Organism: Epithele typhae
Lineage: Eukaryota; Fungi; Basidiomycota; Agaricomycetes; Polyporales; Epitheliaceae
Exons: 8
Coding region: 1-1212 (403 amino acids)
Source: RefSeq, a predicted model, not a curated record
AUGGUGCUGGUCCACCCUCACGGCGCCCUUCCUCCGAGGCCUCUCGGUCCGCUAUUCCAACUACACCGUCGGCUGUUUCUGUCCUUCUUCCUAUGCCUACUUCUUGCGAUCCUUGCCCCCACUGCCUCUGCCCAGCCAGCGCCCAAUGAUCCUCUUCUUGCCACCUUGGACGCCCCCGCCGCUAAUUCGGUUCUCACUGCCGGAAAUGUGGUUGAUAUUGGUGUAAACCUCCCCAAGGCGAGCGAUGCGUCCGUGGUCUACAACUCCCUGGAGGUUUACAUCGUAUCCGCCGAAUUGGACCGUGAUGUUACCGUCCUCACCUCAGCGGACUUCCUGCCUCUGGAUCCCGCGAACCCUUCGAAGCGGGUCUCAUGGCCAGUUGCGACUUGCCUGCCAAAUGGCUCUUAUAACCUCAUGCUCUAUGAGUCGGCUACCAUGGGAACUCAGAACACUUCGGCACCUCGUCCGUCCCCAAAGCUCUGGGACAUCCGGGUCAACGACAGAUUCGGCGUCGUCGUCCUCUCAAUCUUCAUCCGCAUCUGCCUCCAGUUCUGCCGAUGGGUCAUUGACAUCCGAUUCGGCGACGAGCACGGCGGGGUCAUCAUCAUCGUCAAGUGCUACGGAAAGCGUGACCUCCGCCGCUGCAAGCUCAACGUAACAGAUACUGCGACCGCGACGACGACCUCCAAUUCCACUGAGUCCGCGACGGGCACCACAAACAUCACGGCCACCAUCACCCCUGCGCCCAACAGCACGGACACGAGUGCCGCAGCCACCUCGACAGAUGGCGGAGGUAUCAUCACAGUCACUGUGAGUGACGGGGAGAUCACCAUCCCCCUCUCGAACCUGCCGGGGACGAUUGUCGUGGAGCCGUCUGGCGGCGCGCCCGCGGAUAACUCGACUACAACAAGCGUCGGGUCCGGUUUCACGACGAUCUUCAAAACGCUGACGCCCAGUGCAACGACGAUCCUGGUCACGACAGAGGAGACCCUCAUCACUACGGCGCCGGGAGAGACGAUUGGUGUCACCGUGACGCUCGUGUCCACGGUCUCGAUCAUACAGACGCAAGCGUCCAGCCCCGAGCAGGCGGGAUUGCUCCCAGUGAACGCAGCGAGCGCAGAGUCCCUCACGAAGUUAUCCGCUAUGAGGCUUAUGAUUCUGGGUCCACGGCGUAAUGGAGUGAUGAGGGUCCAAGAGGCCCUCGUGCACUAA